Molecule: messenger RNA, 486 nt
Organism: Lachancea fermentati
Lineage: Eukaryota; Fungi; Ascomycota; Saccharomycetes; Saccharomycetales; Saccharomycetaceae
Source: the annotation of a GenBank genome assembly
AUGGUGAAAAGAAAAUACGAAGUUAGUAUAGAGAAUGAACCUAAUGGCAAUUAUAGAAGAUUUGUUGUGAUUCCAAACCACUACAGGCGUUCAUGGCUCGUGAAUCUAACCUUGUUUCUUAUCGUGAAUGCAUCAGCGUUUUGGAUCGUGAGCAAAUACGUUUUAACGACACCGACGAAAAGGGCUAUGAUUCAAAGCGCCAUUGUUUUUGCCUCACUUUUCUUCCUGAGGAAUCCUACUAUUGAAUCUUUCUAUGUGUUUCGAAGCAUCGGUGUGCAGAUAUCAAGCAUGAGUGGUUGCAUUCUUUUACCGCUGUCCCUAAACUACAAAUUAUUAGAGCAAAACGAGUUCAUUCCACUGGAUUUAAUCGGUGACAUAAUAAUCAAUGAAGGAUUUUAUAAGGGCUUCAAGGUAAUAUUCUAUAUCGCCGUUGUCAGAAAAGAAGCACGAUCUUUACAACUGAUUUUUAAGGUACGUUUGACUUGA